CGCAGAAACACAAGAGGGGCGCAGCUAUCUGGUAAGAGAUGGAGUUGGGGGGGGAGCUACAACGUGGAGCAGAUGAAUGGCUGAUGACCUUGGAGAAGGAAUGCAGGCGGUUACAGGUGAUUGUGGGGGAGCUGUCUUUGCAGUCGCAUGAGGAGCCAGAGGUCGAAGGGGGAGCGAUUUCUGUGGCUGAUUGGUUGAAAGAUAUGACUGACGACAUGCUGGAUAUUAUCUGGGAGCUGGAGGAGGGGCCGGAUCCCCAGCUUGAAGCCUGCAUCGAUUGGAGGAGGGUAGAUGGCAUGAUGUCUACCUGCUAUGCCCUCUUCACUGAGAGUCAAAACCCGCGCUAUAUGCUUGAAGAGCGGCUGGAAGGCGAUAACGACAUGGAGGAUGAGGACUGGCAGGAGAAUGGAGCGAAGGAAGACGAAGAUAACUCCGGCGUCAACAACAACAACAACAACAACGACAACAACAACGACAACAACAACAACAACAACAACAACAACAACAACGACAACAACAACGACAAGAAUGACAACAACAAUGGCGACAGCAUCAACAACAAUGGCGACAGCAUCAACAAUGACAACUACAACGACAACAACAAUAAUUACGUCGACAACAACAGCUUCAACAACGACAGCGCGGUCGGGGAUGACGGUAAAAGCAAUAACAAGGACAACAACAACAGCAACAACAACAACAACGAAAACAACAACGAUGACCACGGUAACAGUGGGACUGGCAGCAGUGACCGUGCAACCAAUUUCAUCAUCAGAAUGGUGAGUGAGAUGUCGGGAUCUGAUGUGGACAGUGGGAAGGGGAUUGGGGCUGAAACAAAGUGGUGUUUUAUCCUUCCCCCCUCCAAUCUUCAUAGGGAAUUGCUUCUUGCUGUCUGGCUCAGGGCGGGGGUAGGAUAGUUGAAGGGAUUGAAGUUGCCCGACCCGCAAUUUCAAUCAAGAAGGGCGAUCAGC
Molecule: messenger RNA, 971 nt
Organism: Chara braunii
Lineage: Eukaryota; Viridiplantae; Streptophyta; Charophyceae; Charales; Characeae
Source: the annotation of a GenBank genome assembly